AACUACCUUUUGCAUUAAAACACUGUUGCAGUUGCGCACUCACCUUGACUCUCUAGCCACUGUGCUCUCUCUCGUUUUGGGCUCUCUCAUACUCACCAUUCGGCUAUCCACGCAACACGUUUACUGCAUUAGCAGAGCCGGCGUUCUCAGUGCGCGCAGCUAAGCGAACGCUGUGCUGAGAGUCAAAUCAGUCUGCAAUUGCUAUUCGAACAGAACGCACGUGCCUCGCCUCGCAGCGCAUCGAAAAUCGCAUGAAACAAAAAUCAAUCGCGUAGUCGGCACAAAUCUCACUUUGUAAUUUGCAAAUAUUUUAUUUAUUUAUUUUUUUUUAUUUGUGACAUACACAAAAAGCAAACCAUACAGAUCGUGCAAAAAGACGACACCCACAACAACUAAAGAGGACCCAACUGAAGCGGGAAAAAAGUGGAAUAAACUGUAGAAGCAGACCAAAAAGAUGCUCAAGUGGGCUGUCAACCAGCCACGUCCUUCCUACCUGGACAAGGCUUCCGAUGCUGCUUCCACUUCCACUUCCCCCACUCCCUCCUGCUCCCCAUGCCGUUCCCCCACUGCGACGCCCUUGUUGAUGCAGCGCGUCAAGGCGAAGCGUCACUGUCCGCUUGGCCUGGGCAAGGAGAACAUCGAGCUGACCUCGACCUCCACUCCAUUGCCAGCUGCCUCGACACGGACGCCACUGCUCAGAGAUCUGAGCAACAUCAUCAACAUGUCGCCACUGCAGACCACAACUAACACCACAACCACAACGACUCCUCAGGUGCAACGCUGCCGCAGCCAGCUUCAGCUGAAGCCAACAACGGUCUAUGCAUCCACGCUGCCCACCUUUGAGGCGGAGUACUCGCCCAGCUACCGGACGAACCAGGAGAUCCAGAGCAACAACAUCAUUCCAGGACCUCUGCUCGCCCUGCGUGGCAUCGGCAUCCCCGACAGCUACUUCGAGAAGCCACGCUACCUCGAGCAGAAGUCCAUUCCCCAACCCUUGCCCUCCGUCUCAACAGAGGCGGGAGAUGCGCCCUCAGUGGAACCCACCUUGAGUUCUACACAAAUGGGCGACGUGACGCUUGAGCGGAUGAUCGAUGCCAUUCUCGAGAGCACGCGUAAGCCACCAAGUGGAUUAGGAGCAGCAGCAGGUCGUCCUAGAUGUCGCCAGCGACUGCGACAUCGUCACCAGCAUCAGCAUCAACAACGUCUCCUCUCCACUGGAGUCGUCCACUCGCCCACCUAUCGACCCGCAUUCGAUCCAGCCAGCGAUCUCCGCGAGUACUGGCAAUCAUCACCUCCAGCUCGAUCGAGCAUCAAUCCCGAUGGCUACGAGGAGCGAGAGGUGUGCUCCCCACAGCCACAGCCACAGUCAGGAUUGGGAGUGAAGCAGGGACGCCGCUCGCUGCAGCUGCAGCUGAGGAGACAGCGCGUGGUGCGACGCAAGCGGAAGAUCACCACGAAGAUCUCGUCGAGUGUUAGGCAAUCGGCGCAGAAGCUGCUCGCGGCUGCCUCACGCUCCGCCCAGAAGAAGCUGCCACAUGCCACAUCCACAUCCAGCACUUGCAGUUCGCGUUCCAAGCAGCGCCACAUCAGUCCCGACAGCGGUCACAACUCGACAAGUGACUGUGAGCUUGAUCUGGAGGAGGAGCUGUCGCUGGGACGUGGACGUGGAUGUGGACUGGGCGAUGAGGAGCAGGAGGCAGCCUGCAAGCUGGAUGCGAUUUGGCUGCACUCGGAGGCGAGGGAUGCGACUAAGCGACGUCUAAGUUUCUCGCUCAACGACGACAGCUGAUUCCACAUAAAUUAUACAGUAAUUUAUAUCAGGGUUCAUGGAUCAACUAAUCCCACACGGAUCACUUAGAUAUAACAACUUUUUUUUUUA
Molecule: messenger RNA, 1879 nt
Organism: Drosophila nasuta
Lineage: Eukaryota; Metazoa; Arthropoda; Insecta; Diptera; Drosophilidae
Exons: 2
Coding region: 455-1789 (444 amino acids)
Source: RefSeq, a predicted model, not a curated record